AUGACACGUUUACGAUUGUUGGCAAGAUUCAUCAAUCGGAACCCACGAAACAUUGAGCAAUUGGGCCUCCAAACUUAUCCGGCAGGCUAUGGAUUGGAUGUUGAUCGACACAAGCAUUCAUUUAUAUAUCGGGCGAAUUUUGAGCGACAUCGACAGUAUGUUGAAGGUCACAUCGAACAUUACAAGGAAGGCACUGUAUUAACAGCAUCUUCACGCGAAAAACAAAUAUUAGCACAACUGUGCAGUCCUUCUGAUAUUUCUGCCAGUGCAAACAUCGGCCGCGUACUCGGCUUACGGUGUGCCAUGGCUGGAAUACAUUUCUUACAAGGUAUUGAUAUGAAACAUAUCGAAAGGAGUGCACACGCAUCUGCAUUUUUUGGUGCUUUAAUAGAAAGUGGAAUUAAAUUCGGAGAACCUCAGCCCACCCCUCACACUUUUGAAGUUGAUCCUGAAUUAACUUAUGACGGUUAUGAAAUACAACAUACUCGUGAAGAUAACAUUGAGUAA
Molecule: messenger RNA, 507 nt
Organism: Brugia malayi
Lineage: Eukaryota; Metazoa; Nematoda; Chromadorea; Rhabditida; Onchocercidae
Gene: Bma-mrpl-18.2
Exons: 4
Coding region: 1-507 (168 amino acids)
Biological process (GO): translation
Cellular component (GO): ribosome
Molecular function (GO): structural constituent of ribosome
Source: RefSeq, a predicted model, not a curated record